Messenger RNA from Petromyzon marinus (sea lamprey), 2132 nucleotides. NCBI's taxonomy places the organism in Eukaryota, Metazoa, Chordata, Hyperoartia, Petromyzontiformes, Petromyzontidae. The record is from RefSeq and is a predicted model, not a curated record.
ACGCUACGCGGAACAGCUGAUCGCUCGCCUCACCAUGGCCGCGGAUGGCGAGGGCGAGACCUCCGACCCCUCUCCCGACUCUUCCUCCUCGCCGCCGCCGUCAUCGUCGGCGUCGUCCGCCGGCGCCUCCCGCCUCUCGCUCGCCGCCUUCGCCCUCUGCCCGGACGAGGAUCCGGCCGUGAGCCAGCUGAGGCAGAGGUUCAUCGACGACUACGGAUCCAAACCGACGGAAGGGGGUGGCCCCCGGUACGACCCUCGUGACCUCGAGUACGUGCGGACCAAUGACGCCCUCCUACGCCGAGUGUUGCGCUCGAGAAACGGCUCGUUGGAGGCGGCGGCCCACGCCCUGGACGACGCCUUGAUCUGGCGCCGCGAGUUUGAGAUCAACGACAUCACAGAGCUGAGCUUCGACACGGCGCUGCUGGAGCACGGCGCCAUCUACCUGCACGGCCUGGACAGGGACUUAAAUAGGAUACUGUGGCUGCACGUGCGCAUGGGCGUGAAGUCGCACCUCGACAAGCGGCGCCUUGUCGCCUUCUGGGUGGAGCGGCACACCCAGCGCGACCCCAACAAGAAGAUCACCGUCAUGUUCGACAUGGCCGAGACGGGGCUCUCGAACGUGGACUUGGACUUCAUUCGAUUUGUGAUCAACUCCUUCAAGAUCUACUACCCUGGACUGCUGGCCAAAAUCAUCGUGUUCGAGAUGCCCUGGAUCAUGAACGCGGCGUGGAAGAUCAUCAAGGGCUGGCUGGGCCCGGAGGCCAUACAGAUCCUGAAGUUUGUGUCGCGCGGAGACGUACAGCAGCACAUCGGCGCCGACUACCUGCCCCCGCACAUGGGCGGCCUGGACAAGUUCCGCUACAGCUACCCGCCCCUGCCGGAGGACGACCACUUUGAGUGUCCGGUUCCGUCUCCGGAAGACGAGGAGCCGGGCGACGCCAAGGACGCCGAGGAGGCGUGGACCAUCGCCCCCCUCGCUCAGCCCGCCGCCCUCGACGCGCUGGCGCACCGCCAGGUGUCGUUCUCCGAUGACGUGGAUGCGAGGUCGCUCUCAGCGGAGCCGAGCGAGGCUCUGGCGGGAGAGGGCCGGGCCAGGAAGCUCAAGCGGCCCGUGUCGACAUUUCGGGGGCCUCUGCUCAACAUCAGCCCAGCAGAGGAGCUGCAGUUUGGUUCUCGCGAGAGCGGCGGGGACACGAAGUGUCUCAUGGUGCUCACCAACGCCACGCAGGCGCCAGUUGCGUUCAAGGUGAAGACCACGGCACCGGAGAAAUACCGCGUGAGGCCGAGCAACGGCAACCUGGAGCCGGGCGCCUCCUGCGACGUCCAAAUUGCCCUGCUCAGCAGCCUAGGCUACGAGGCCUCGCAGCUGGACAAGUUCCAGGUGAUCGCGGCAGAGGUGAAGGAGGAGGUGGUGGGAGCGGUGCCUUUCGACCUCUCCGCGUUUUGGAAGAACGUGCCAAGGCAGAGCCUCGUGGAGCACAGGCUGCGAUGCCGAGUAGUUGCCGAGGCCCGUAACGGAGGCUUGAGCCGGGGGAGGCACAGGGACAGCCCGGGCGCAGGAGGAGGAGCAGGAGGAGCAGGAGAUGGAGGAGGAGGAGGAUUGGGAGAGGACAGGGAUGAGCUCAUGGCACAGAUGGCCUCUGUGAUGGGGUCGAUGCAGCAGCUGCGGCUGUCAGUUCGGGAGCUGAGUCAGCAGAAUCAGCGCGUGCUGUGGCUGCAGAAGCUGCUCGUGCUGCUUCUGCUGCUGUCGCUGCUGCUGCUGGUCUGGCUCGACGGCUCGCCCGGCAUGGCGGACUUGGCGACUACGCACGACCUCUGAUGGACGUCUGGGCUGGGGGAGGGGGAGGGGAGGGGAGAGGGGGGGCGUGAAGCGAUGAGACGGCGUGUCGGAGGACGGUGAUGGGGGUGGCCGACUGCUCGAGACGGCGGCUGCGACGUUGGUAGUAGCGAUAGCCGAGAGACGGGGAGGAGACGGAGCGACGAUGGGAAAGGGGCCGUGGUGACGUAGGUCGCUGUAACAGAGAGACGGGGAGAUAGAGCGGCGGAUGAGAGAUCAAUUGUAGUGAUGAUGACCGUGAUGAUAGCAGCAGUAUCAAAGAGACAAGGAGCCCACAGGCAGGCGGACAAACCGA